UUAAACGUGCUUUCUUGAUGUUCCUCUGCUCAAAACACUUUAAAGAUUUACAUUUCUGAAUGAGAAAAAGGUACCUCUGAAAGGUAUUCUUUGAAUCUUUCCCCCUUCUGAACCGAUCUGAAGUCAUCACGAGAAGGAGGUGAUUUGCGACUUAUAAGAGAAAGCUCUUCUAAAAUGUCAUUUGGGAAAAAGAAGCAAAUCUUCUCGCUGCUAAAGUGGAGAAAAGGCAAGAAACAGAAAAAUGAAAAACAGCAAAAUAAGGUUCCAGACGAUCUAGACUGUGGUUCCAAUCAGUUUAAACAAGAACCUUCAUUGUUUGGGAAAAGCCGAUCAGAAGAUUCAGGUCUGGAUUUAUCAAACUCCAGUUGUCUUUAUCUGAAGAGAGUGUCCUCUGAUACACGAGAGAACAAUUCCAUCCACAGCAGACACACAUCAAACAGCUCCAGCCUCUACUCGUACCUGUCCUGUGACAGUAGGCCAGGACUCUUCCCAAGAUCUUUCAGCUUUGCUGCUCUCUCGGGCACAGAGAAUGAAGCUAAAGCAAUAGAAUCACCAAUGGAGGACAAUGUAUUUGGGCUGAAUAAUAUCACACAAACGCUGAACGUAUCAUAUAACCUGGAAGAGCUGACAGAACUCACAAAGUCUGAUCUUACUGUCUCAGCUGUUUCCAAGAAUGUGACUGAAAAAGACAAAGAAAAUGGUCAUGAAAUAAUCGCUAACAACUGGCGCCAUACACAGCUCAGGGAAAACAGUAUGGAAAAUAAGAUUAUGUCCAGUGGUAUCAGCAAUCAAAUGCGAAUAGGAAUGCUGUAUAGGCUCUGUAGUUUGAUGGAAAAGAUUACUGAGCUUGAAAGGGAUCGACUGGAGCUUCAGAGGAGAAACCAGGAACUCAAGGACCAACUAACUCAAAGUCAACAGGCACAAAUUAUAUUUCUCAGUUGCUGUACCUGUGAUGCAAGGGCUGGACUGAAUACUUCUCCCACUGCAACACAACAGACCACUAGUGACAUUGAAAAUCUCUGCAACAGAGACAAUGAGGACUCAAGAAUCUUCAGAAGCCAGUGCCAGAUUUGAGGUCAUUCACUCCUGUCGCUAACUUUCACUCCGGAAGUACUGACUGUUGGAUCGAUUGAUGAGUUACAUCUGUGUGUUAGCAAAGUGUGAGCAUCACAUCUCCUCCUAGCAAGAGUGGACUUUACAAUCAAUCAGCUAUUUCGUUCCAAACUCCAACACUGUUUUUGGUAACAAUGUCUGGCCUGUGAACGGGAGUUGACUAUUGAGUGAAUUUUCUCUCCCCUGCCCAAAUAACAUUGUUAUUACUAUCCUACCUUGAGUAAUCAAGUCAGCACACCGACAGUAGGCCUUUGUGAAUUUCAUCAUGGACAAUCACAGUUUUUCUUUACGCAGUCUUCAUUGCCUGUGUAGGAAUGUAUGUGGGAUGUGAAGAACUAUCCUUCAUGUACCAAUGGUGUGAUCAGACCUUGAGAUAUCCUGAGAAUGUCACUGUUGAUUUGACCAUCCAUCACAACACCAGUCCAUCUAAUUAACUUCAUGGAACUAGUUGUAAGGCCAAUAAAAUGACAUCACUUACUGAAUUAGUGAGAAUUGACCCAGGUCUAAGAGAAACCUGAGUUGAAAAUAACACUUUUUUCUUGAUAAAUUUUGAAUUAUUACCUGAAAAUGUUAACAACAUCUAAUCAAGUAGAGUGCUCUGUCAAAAGAUGACUUGUCUUAAAGUCCCUUUAUGAUUUCUUUUGAUAUUCCUCUCAACAUGUUGUAAAUAAUUACUACCUCAUUUAAUAUCAAAUUCAGAAGAAUCUGACAUGUAUUUGAAAUAUCUGCACAAUUAUUUCUACUCAUUUAAUUCCUUCAGUCUUUUAUACUUCACUGCCUGCAGAAGUAGAAUUUUCUGCUAUUAUUCCAUUGAAGCUCAUAGUCAUUAAUUCAAAUGGGACAGCAACAGGAUCUGAACAUCAAGAAAUCAGCAAUAUGUCAAUCUCACCAACAGAAAGUGUUAACCGCUAAAUCUAAUUCACCAGAUCAGUGUCAUAUUUCUUGUUUAUUCCAUAACAAUAGAAAUGCAAAAAUUCCUACUGACAAAGUCAUUGCAAAAUGCCCAGAAUCAUAGUAAUGGUAUGCAGUAAGAAAAUUUAAAUUGUAAAUUUAUAAAAGAACAUUAAUAAUAACAUACAUUUAAAAUGCUAUAAAUUAGAAAGAUGAAACUAUCAAAUAUUUCAUCGCUGGUAAGAUUUGUGUUAAAUGUAUGCACAGUGUCAACAGUAAACCAUGAGAUACAAUGUUCUGCUAAUGCUUUUUCUCCAAAUGAGAUAUCCAUUCUGGAAAUUUCCACAUGUCAUUGUUGUAGCAUGGAUGAAAUCACUGGAGAGAUAGAGUCACUGGUAGAUACAAAGCAGCUUCUUCAUUUGACACAACAAGGUACAGCAGGCAUCUUACAGACAGAGACGCUUUCGGUAGAAAGGUCUGCCAGCCCAAUGUGGGCUUGAUAUUUAUAUGCUAAACACAAAAGGCAAUCACUACUCACAAAGUUAUAGAUAAUGCUUCCUUUUGAAGCUACAUACAAAACAUCACACCUUCUGACUUCAUCCUUUCCUCCUGACGCCAACAUUUGGUACUCACAGCCUUUAGGAAUGCAAGUUAAAUCCACAAUAUAUUUAUUUGGUACUUUACGUGCUAACAUAGAGGACAAUUCAUAUUUAUAAAUUAUUGAUAAAACUGUCUUCAAAACUACAGCAUCUGGUCAAACUACGGCGUCAGCAGCGUCUGGUAUUCACAGCUUUUAGGAAAUGCAUUGUUAUGAACUCAAUCCACGGUACUUUGACAAACAGAAGACCGGUGGUCAAAGUCAUUUAAGUGUAAAUGAAUAAUCUACCUAAGAACUCACUCUAACAGUCAUGACCUGGUUAGGAUUUCAUUCAAUAGCCUUCUGUAGAAGCAGUGUGUUCUGCUGGCAGUGUUUGGGUUACCAUUAAAGAUAAGGGGCUGUGAUGUUCAUGCUUAGGAAUGUCAUGUCAUCCAACCAGGAUGGUGGAAUUGGGAGAAGGUUCAAGAGAAUACUGGGUGGAAAGGUUUUGUGAUGGACACUGAGGUGGGUCAAGGUCUUUAUUCGGCAGGAGAAUGGAGAGAGAAGAAGCUUGAGAGAACCAUCCGUAAGAUUCGAUCCGAUGGGAAUGUGUGAUGUCAUGAGUCAAAGAGGGGAAAACCCACUGGUGAUCUAUGAAUAGGAGUUGGCAUCAUGAGUGCAUCAGACACAUCAGCAUUUGGAAGACUUGAGCUCCAACCCGUGCACAUUUGACUGUUUUAAUUAUG
Molecule: messenger RNA, 3327 nt
Organism: Mobula hypostoma (lesser devil ray)
Lineage: Eukaryota; Metazoa; Chordata; Chondrichthyes; Myliobatiformes; Myliobatidae
Exons: 5
Coding region: 175-1074 (299 amino acids)
Source: RefSeq, a predicted model, not a curated record